Molecule: messenger RNA, 1130 nt
Organism: Lagopus muta (rock ptarmigan)
Lineage: Eukaryota; Metazoa; Chordata; Aves; Galliformes; Phasianidae
Gene: VOPP1
Product: VOPP1 WW domain binding protein
Exons: 5
Coding region: 370-876 (168 amino acids)
Cellular component (GO): cytoplasmic vesicle membrane
Source: RefSeq, a predicted model, not a curated record
UCCCCGCCCUCAGCCGCCGCGGCGACGCCGGCCCUCUUUGUACCGCCGGCCGGUCAGCACGCUGUUUGCCGCCUCGCUUCUCCGCAGCGCUGCCCGCCCGGCUUCGACCGCGGCCGGGAGCCGCCUCUGGGUGGAGGCGCGGGUCGGCCCGCCCCUGCCCGUGUUCUGCUGCGGGGCUUCCCCGUUUCCUGCCCCGCCGGUCCCAGGGCUUGCCGGCCCUGCCCCUGUGCCGCCCGUUCGGCUUGCUGUCCUUCCGCGCGGUGCUCGCGUUCCCGAGCCGCCGGCUGCGUCCUCCCCGGCGGCGGGCAUGGCGCCGUUGACCGCGCCCGUACGCGUCUGAGGCGGCGGGGGUGGCGAGGACGAGGCGAGAUGAGGCGCCUGCAGCCCGGAGCCGCGUUGCUGCUGUCGCUGCUAUGGGAGUGUACAGAGGCCAAAAAGCAUUGCUGGUACUUUGAAGGGUUAUAUCCUACCUAUUAUAUAUGUCGCUCCUAUGAGGACUGCUGUGGUUCGAGAUGCUGUGUAAGAGCCCUCUCUAUCCAGCGACUAUGGUAUUUUUGGUUCCUUUUGAUGAUGGGAGUUUUGUUCUGUUGUGGAGCUGGUUUCUUUAUCCGAAGACGGAUGUACCCUCCUCCACUUGUAGAAGAACCUACUUUUAAUGUGUCUUACACCAGACAACCAGUCAACACUGCAUCAGGGUCACAGCAACCUGGAGUGCCAUAUUACACAGACCCAGGCGGACCUGUGAUGAAUCCCAUGGCGAUGGCUUUCCAUGUCCAGCCCAAUUCCCCCCAAGGAAACCCGGUUUACCCUCCUCCACCUUCCUACUGCAACACACCACCUCCUCCGUAUGAGCAGGUGGUGAAAUCCUCCACAUGAGGACUCUGUGGCUCUGACCUGACUCUGGGAGAAGAAGGUGCCAUUGCAAAACAACCAGGAUGGUGGGCAUCUGCCCCUUUGAACAUUUGCUAGCUUUCCAUGUCCUCUCUCCCUUCCUAUCUUGCACCUUUCCUCAUUAAAUUUCCUUGCAAAGGGGUGAUUUUUUUGCAGUAGAAGUGGAUUUUUUCUUUGUCUUUAAAAUGAAAUAAGUUGUCUUUGUAAUGCUUUUAAUGGAAAUCUAUAUUUAAAACCUG